This is a messenger RNA of Peniophora sp. CBMAI 1063, 873 nucleotides long. NCBI's taxonomy places the organism in Eukaryota, Fungi, Basidiomycota, Agaricomycetes, Russulales, Peniophoraceae. The record is from the annotation of a GenBank genome assembly.
AUGCUCAGCAUCUGUAUCUCUAAGCACGACGUCGCUGGCGAGGCUCCCGAAGCCUUGACAGCCCUGGAGACCCAGGUUCAGCAGUGGAUGCAGAGCAACGUCAACUCAAUCUAUCUCGAGGACGAGGCAGGCGCAAACGUACAUCUCCGUAUUGAAGACGAGAACACGAUCUUCAUCGGCAUACGCCAUCCAUGCCUUCCAAAAUCUCGUGCGGUUGAGUCAUACCACACUGUUGACGUGGCCAAUUCGGAAACAAUACACGACGUGCUCGACAGUGCCAUUACCUUUAUUCGAUCCCUCAGUAUAAACGCGCCAGAGGGCCCACAGUUCACGGUCGAAUUCUUCAAGAUAGUGAAGAAUCAGGACGGGAAGUCUAAAGACGACACACAAUGCUCGUUUAAACCAGAAGGUCCCAACCUUCUCUGCGACGGUAUUGUCAAAGUCACGACCUCGAAGGAAGUCAGCUAUGGCAUCAAUAUUAGGAACGCGACGGACAAGAAUCUUUACUGCCAUCCCAUCCUCUAUUAUGACUGCGGCGAUCUUUCUGUUGAGUCUCAGCCGCAGAGAGAAGUUGAGCUUCCUGCUAACGGGAUCUUGGGAUUCGCACAAUCUGGUUAUAUUCCGUGGCAGUUCUAUUUGCGCGAUGGACAAACAACGGACACUGGAUUUAUCAAAAUCUUCGUCACGUCGUCCCCCGUCACCGUCCCUGAGACGUUGCAAGAGAAUCCAUUUGCCAAAUUUGAUGUCAAAAGGGAUGGAUUGAGCAAAGGGGCGCUUUACGACUCACUUGUGGCCACCAUAACCUUCGUCGUAGACCAAAUUCCGCCGGAUGGGUGCACGCUACAGGACGAGCUUCCUGUUUUUGCGUCGUAA